UUUCGGACAGCAAUCGGAUCAAAUGUUCUGAACCCCUUGAUUUUCGACUGCGCUAGGACCAAGGAGGUAGCGAGGGGUUCGUCAUGUUACCGGACUUGAAGUUGCCCUCAGCCUCCUCCUCCAACUUCUGCGCCAGCCUCUUUGUAUUUAUCUCUUUGUUUAUCAGCUGCGUUAGUCCACCGAGAACUGAAGCGGCUGCAACUUAUAUGCGCCAUAUCUGCUUGGACGAGAUCACGACCCCCAACAGCACCUACCGAUCCAACCUCAAUCACCUCCUCGCUUAUCUCUCAUCAAACGCCACUCGCACCACCGGAUUCUACAACGCCACCGCCUCCUCCGGAACCUCCGAGGACACCGUUUACGGCAUAUUCCUCUGUCGCGGUGACCUCCCCGCCGAGGCCUGCCGUGACUGUGCUGCCGGCGCAACCAAAGACCUUGUCCAGCGCUGCCCCGAGGAGGAAGGGGCCGUCGGUUAUUACGAGGAAUGUAUGCUACGCUACUCAAGCCGGUAUAUUUUCUCCAGCAUGGCCCCUGACCCUAACGGUAUCACCUCGGGCAAUAAGAACAUUUCGGACGCAAUCCGGUUUAGUGAGCUACUGAGGACAUCAUUCAACGAGUUGGCAACCGGGAUUUCAGAUCUUGGGCUUGGGGCCAAGAAGUUUGGGACGAAGGAAGCGAGAUUCACAUCGUCACAAACUGUGUACACCCUUGUGCAGUGCACGCCGGAUCUGACCGGUUCCGACUGUAAUAGGUGUCUUCAGAUAGCGAUGUCGUAUUUGCCAGGUUGCUGUAGUGGAAAGGAAAGCGCCUCAGCUCUCUUUCCCAGCUGCACAGUUAGGUACAAUGUGCACCCGUUUUACCUGACUGUAAACACAUCGGGGGCAAGGCCUAAUCCACUUGUUCCUCCACCUCCUGGUAAAGUUAUAUUCUUUUCUUGCUCUUUUUUAGGGGAUAAAGAAAGGAAUCCGAAAAUACCGAAGGUACAUCGAAGCUCAUCGCUGACUAUUAUUAUCAUUGUUGCUUCAAUUUCCGUCUCUACGGCGGUAUUCCUUAUGGGCUACUGCUUCCUCCGUAAGAGAGCAAGAACAAAAUAUAACGCUAUGCAGGCGGAAAAUAGUAAAAAAAGUGGAACUACGGAUGAUAUUUCCACUCUAGAGUCCUUGCAAUUUAAUUUUGCUACGAUCGAAGCUGCAACAGAGGGGUUCUCAGUUAAUAACAAGUUGGGUGAAGGAGGUUUUGGUGCGGUGUACAAGGGUACGCUUACUAAUGGACAACAAAUUGCUGUGAAGAGGUUAUCGAAAAGAUCUAGUCAAGGGGGAGAUGAAUUUAAAAAUGAGGUUGUAUUAGUAGCCAAGCUUCAACACAGAAAUCUUGCAAGGCUAGUGGGAUUUUGCUUGGAAGGAGAGGAGAAGAUACUUGUAUAUGAAUUUGUUCCCAACAAAAGCCUUGACUAUUUUCUUUAUGACCCUGAAAGGCAAGGACAACUGGACUGGUCUAGACGUUACAAGAUUAUUGUAGGGAUUGCUCGAGGAAUUCUUUAUCUUCACGAAGAUUCUCGGCUUAGAAUCAUACAUCGUGAUCUUAAAGCCAGUAACAUUUUGCUAGAUGGGGAUAUGAAUCCUAAAAUUUCUGAUUUUGGCAUGGCGAAGAUUUUUGGAGUUGAUCAAACACAGGGAAAGACCCGUAGGAUUGCCGGCACAUUUGGUUACAUGUCUCCAGAAUAUGCUAUGCAUGGAAAAUUCUCUGUAAAAUCUGAUGUGUACAGUUUUGGAGUCUUAAUUCUAGAGAUUUUAAGUGGCAAGAAGAUCAGUUCUUUCUCUCAAUCAGAUGGUUCUGGACACCUUUUAAGCUAUGCUUGGAAACAUUGGUGGGACGGGACACCCUCGGAGUUUUUGGAUCCAUCCUUGGGAGAUUCGUACUCCAUAAAUGAAGUCAUUAGAUGUCUCCAUUUUGGAUUACUUUGUGUACAGGAUGACCCUGCCGACAGGCCAACAAUAGCAUCGGUAGUUCUAAUGCUAAACAGUUACUCUGUUGCUUUACCCUCGCCUAAACAACCAGCGUAUUGGCUUCAUAGUCGAACAGAGCAAAAACUGCCAUUAAAGGAGCCGGAGGCGGAUCAAUCCACAAGCAAAUCAAUGUCAUGCACUGUCAACGAUGUAUCUGUUACUGAACUGUACCCUCGAUAGUAUGAGCAGCAUGGGAUUCAGUAUAACCUGCAAUACUCAGUUGCUAAGGGCAGCUUGCCAGAAUAUCACUGGUUCUGCUAUGAGGGAAACUAGUGGACCGGAAAUUCCGAGGACUGAAACACUUACUAAAGUUGAUUCGGGCCGAUCUAUCAGCUUAGUACCGUUCUACCUAGAUAAGAGCGUAGGUACAUUACCAUCCUGCUCCGUGUAUGUUGAGCGAGUAAAAAAUGACUGCUUUUAAAUGUGUGCGCGCAUAUAUAAAUAAAUAAAAGUAUUGGUUUCUAUUGAUUGGA
Juglans microcarpa x Juglans regia is the source of this 2479-nucleotide messenger RNA. Its product is annotated as cysteine-rich receptor-like protein kinase 10. Gene Ontology annotation, molecular function: ATP binding; protein kinase activity. NCBI's taxonomy places the organism in Eukaryota, Viridiplantae, Streptophyta, Magnoliopsida, Fagales, Juglandaceae. The transcript has 6 exons. The record is from RefSeq and is a predicted model, not a curated record. The coding region runs from base 84 to 2186 and encodes 700 amino acids. Gene Ontology annotation, biological process: protein phosphorylation.